UCACAUCAAGUGAAGAAACUUUAUUAGUUUUUAAUUCGGACGGCGCAUGGGAAACGAGAUUGAAGUUUUCUAAAUUAAUUGCAAAAUAUGUAAAAGUAUACCAUUCAAUAGUAUUGUCAUGAUGUGUUCAUUAAACGAAACUGGAUCAACAGAUAAUUCUCCUCGUCUAAGUGACCCAUAUCCCCCUAUACUCGCAAGAACCCAGCCACACUCGCGGCCACCAUCUGCGGCUGGUGGAAAGAGUAAAAUACCCACAAAUGUUCGUCGUAAUCCUGUGCCAGGAGUUGAGUCUGAUAGAAUUUUGAAAAUCCCAGUGGCAGACACUCGAAAAGAUAUCGGUCAACGUGUCGCUUCGAAAAGCUUUAAUUCUGCAAUGCCGAGCAAAGGCUUGAACGCAUUCUCUGGAAUGCAUAGAAGACAGCUUGAGAAUCAACUUCAUGUGAAGAAAAAUAAGUACGUGACAUUGAAGAAGGAUCUUGUCGAGAAACAAAAAUAUGCAAUCGAGAUGUAUGAAGAUGUGGUUCACCUCCGAAAGAAGUUGAUCGCAGCUGGAGGUAAAGAUUCCGGAAAAAUCGAUGCGAUCCCGUUGCUCUGUGACCAGAGCCUGGAGUCCCGAGGAGGUGGAGACAUGACAUUUUUAGUGGGCUCCACAGUCAGUAAAGAAUUUAUAUCAACUAUUCAACUGCAGUUAGAUGGUGCUACUAAACAUCUCAUCGAUGUCUGUCAAGAUACAUUAAUACAAUACUCACGAGUUCUUCAUCGUUUGAUGAGUCCCAAAGAUCCAUCGCGAGAUUCAGAAACCAUGUCUGAGCUCAAGGAUUUUGAGGUGGUUCGUGAAAACUUGGUAAAACAGCUAGAGGCGAUAAAAGAAGACGAGAAUGAUUUCAGGAGCAGUGUGAUGAGUAAAGUAUCUAUUUUGUGGAGCGAAAUUGAAGCGUGUCGAAUACGAAUCAAACAUCUGGAGAAACCUGUUAACGACGUGGCCAAUCAGUUGCGGACCAAGCUGAACAGUGAAGCUGAGAAGAUGAGGGAACUUCAAGAGAAAAAGAGCACUGUUAACGACCAAUUGCAGAAAGCUAAAUUGAGGAUUAAGGAGUUGGAGGGAAAGUUGGAGGAAAGUCAAAUCAAAAUAUCUCAUAUUCAAGGGAUUGUUAAGAAUUUGGAAGCGCAGUUGAAACAGGUGGGCAUUACCAAGGAGCGGAGAAUCAGCGAGUUGCAGAAGUCAUUGAAAAAUUCAGAGGCAACUAUUGCAAAAUUGGAGAGCCAACGCGAAAGCCUCGAGUUACGUCGAAGUGAAUUGAAGAAAGAUUCCUCCAACUCUGCACAAGUAGAGAUGCAGGGACAAAUGACGGAUCUAGAUGGACAGGUGCAGAUUCUUGAGAACCACGUGAAGAGCUUACAGGUUGAAUUAGCAGGAUAUCAGGAUCGAACUGAGAAACUCGCAGCCGAAAAAUUGGAAAUCGAAAUUGAUUUCAAGGCCCAAUUGGAAAAAAAAUCUCUCGAAGUAUUGGAAUUACAGCGAUAUGGUGAAACAUUGCGGAAGAAAAGCGAUUCUUUAGAACAACAGGUGAAGUCUUCAACUUCAGGGGCGUCAGCAGCCUCACCGACCGAGUACAAACGCGACAAUAAUGAAAGAUCGGGACAGAUUACCAAUGGUGGUGUAGAAAUCUUGAAGGGAAAUGACGAAAUCGAAAUGAGCAUGGCUGACUUUACACAUAGGAUCAAGGAAAUGGAGAUGGAAUUGACUCGACGAGAAAUGCAAUUGCAGCAUAAAGAGCGACUUAUUAAAGAUCAGGUGGAGCAACUGAAGGUUCAUGAGGAGCUGAUUACGAUUCUUAAAACAGAACAAGAUACGAGAGCUAUAAACAUGUCUAACAAGAAUCUCGUGGGGAAAGUCAGCCUUGAGGAGCUCUACUCCACUCUUGAAGAGAAGCAAACACAACUGGUGAAUUUAGAAAAGAUGGUUAAGGAAAUGGAGGAUCAAGAACGACACGCCCAGGAGCAAAGAACACGUCAAGAGAAGCGCAUAGCUCAGCUGGAGCUCAUGUUACAAACUAAGACGAAAGAAAAUCGAGGUAAUGAUUUAGAGUCGAUGAAAAUGGUAAAUCGUGAGACAAAAAAUUACGAGUAUACUCAGGCUGAACAUAAGUUCGAGUCGUUCUAUCGAUGGCUAAUGUCAAAUCAUGAAAAAAAUUCCGGAUAUUUCUGUACCUCUAAACAUGAUAACGAGUCGAAACUUUUUCAUUAUAACGAAAAAAGAGGAAAUCAAUGUGGCAGGGAGUCUAACGGCUCUAGGAAGCAUUCGUUACAAUGGAAAACUCCAUGUCCUACCAGUAAAUAUCAACGAACAUCAUCAAAGUAUCUGCGUAGAAAAUAUUAGACUGAAUAUUUAGCACUUCACUUGAAAAAAUUGAGAUAUUUCUGCAGGGCAAAUCAAGUCUUCUGAAGGUUAUCCCAUUCCAGUUCAUUUACGAAAGGUGGACUUUGUGAUACGGAAAGGGCCAUUGUGUAUCCGUCUACGAAAAAAUUCGAGAAUGGGACGAAGAAUAUUGGUCAGUAAAUGUUAUCGGGAAUUGUAUUAGCUUUGCGAAGAUUACUAUCUCGAAUGGAGCAGUCUCUAUAUACUUCCUCCCCCUAGGAAACAAUCUGUGGUUGGCAUUUCCUAUAAAGUUUUUUCCACUAUAUUGCCCACGGGAACUGGUGGUCACUAAUUCGAAAGAGUUGUGUUCAUUUUCACUGAUAUCUGAUUUACAACACUAUAAAUUCUAUAACAGGCAACUGUAUGCUUUACGGGACUGUAAAUGUGUAUGAAUACGGUUGUAAUCUUCUCUUGUUUUUCAAAGUCGGCAGAAACAUCGUCGACUUUUUUCAA
Messenger RNA from Diachasmimorpha longicaudata, 2872 nucleotides. Its product is annotated as myosin heavy chain, fast skeletal muscle-like. The coding region runs from base 119 to 2380 and encodes 753 amino acids. NCBI's taxonomy places the organism in Eukaryota, Metazoa, Arthropoda, Insecta, Hymenoptera, Braconidae. The record is from RefSeq and is a predicted model, not a curated record. The transcript is spliced from 8 exons.